Messenger RNA from Bombus terrestris (buff-tailed bumblebee), 1736 nucleotides. It is a transcript of the gene Smyd3, whose product is annotated as histone-lysine N-methyltransferase SMYD3. Gene Ontology annotation, molecular function: protein binding. The transcript has 7 exons. Gene Ontology annotation, cellular component: nucleus. NCBI's taxonomy places the organism in Eukaryota, Metazoa, Arthropoda, Insecta, Hymenoptera, Apidae. Bases 350 to 1669 code for a protein of 439 amino acids. The record is from RefSeq and is a predicted model, not a curated record.
CGGUAUUUCAUAACCUCAGAUACGAAGUUCUAUUUAAUGUCAUAUCUAUACUAUCCUUAGUCAAUGGUGUAAUAUAUAUUACAUCGCAGUCGAAAUAUGCUUUAUAUGGCUUUACAAAUCGGUCGCUAGCUAUAGAACGCGGUCUGCGUUGCCGCCUUCGGUGAUAACAAUAACCAUGUAUACAAAUGCACAGGCUCGUUGCAGAUCGCAGCUGAUUGUAAUUGAGGACCACAUCGUGACAGAUCGUGGAACAUCAAGUUCUAGAAGAUGAUAGGUCUAAUCUGUACCUCGUCUAUGGUUAUACCUCGUCUUAAAUUAAACGUUAUUAAUAAAAAUAACUUUUUUAAAAAUGAGCAAAAGUGAAAACUUUAUUAAAAAAGGCACCACUAUUCUUACCGCCAAACCAUUUGCUUAUGUCCUUUGUUCAAAAUAUAAAAAUGUCCGGUGUGAUUAUUGCUUUAAAAGUGGAAAACUCUUUAGAUGUUCUGCCUGUCAGUAUGUUUAUUAUUGUAAUCAAUCUUGUCAACAAAUGUCUUGGCCCAUGCAUAGUAAAGAAUGUGCAAGAUUAAAAAAAUUUUCACCAUGGGGUAUAUCAAAUGUUGCAAGACUAAUGGCACGUAUAAUUAUAAAAUUAAAUCAAGGGGGAGAUGAAGAAAGAGGAUAUUAUAAUGAAACUAAUUAUAGGAAAUUUAAGGACUUAAUGUCUCAUUGUUCUGAGAUAAAAAAGGAUGAGAAAAAAAUGGAACAUUUUGUAUGCUUAUGUAAUGUUUUACAUAAAUUUCUCGAAGAUAUGCCUAUACCAAGUACUGCAGAAUUAUUGGGUAUUUAUGGCAGAAUUACUAUUAAUUCUUUUAGUAUAUUUAAUUUGGAUAUGAAUAUUGGUGUUGGUAUUUAUUUGGGACCUUCUAUUCUGGACCAUAGUUGCAAACCUAAUGCUGUAGCAACCUUUGAGGGAACUACCAUAAAUGUUAAAGCAAUAGAAGAUCUUCCUUCUUUAGAUUUGUCUCAGAUAAGGAUACCAUACAUCGAUGUGAUUAAAACAGCAGGAGAUAGACGUGCAGAACUACAAAGUUCGUAUUAUUUUUGGUGUGACUGUGAAAAAUGUGAAAAACCAGAACCAAUGGCAGAAGCGGCAGCAUGUCCAAACAAACUUUGUACAUAUCCUUGUGACCCUAAUGCUGAUUUAUGUGAAAAGUGUAAUACAAAAUUCCCAGAAAACUUUAAAGAAAUUUUUGAUGAAAUAUCUGAGUUUACUGCAUACCAUCUAGAAAAUAUGAAGAAUAUUGCCUAUCUGGACGUAAGCAAAAUGUGUCUCUCAAGACAAGAAGGCAUUUUACAUCCUCUCAAUGUGCAGUAUGUACAGACUUUACAAACUGCUUUUGACUCCUCUAUAAAUUUGCAACAUUGGGAAGAAGCUGAAUCCUAUGCUAAAAAACUUAUUAAUGGCUAUUUAGCAUAUUAUGGAGAAAUUCAUCCGUCAACUGGGAUACUUUAUUUAUCAAUAGGAAAACUUGAGGUAUAUUUGAAAAAGUUAAAACAGGCUAUCAAAACGUUAAGAAAGGCUAGUUUGAUAUUAACAAUAACACAUGGAGCACAACAUAGCGUGAUAGUAGAAAAUUUGAAACCACUUCUUUAUCAAGCCACUAUAGAAGACUUCAGUGAAUCAUAAUAUUUUUUAUGCCGAUAAUUUAUAAUUGUAUAUAAUAUAUUAACAAUAUACAAUUUACAAUAAAUAA